UUGUCUCAAAAAUGGUGAAGUUGACUGUGUUGAUUCUUGCGGGGCUUGCCUUGGCUUCAGCUCUCCCAACCCAAGAUCCUGUGCUGCGUAAGCUGGACCCCGGGCCGCGCUUCCAGCAUGUCAGCGAUGGAGAAGGAAAGCUGCACCUCGUGGACUUAUGGCAAAAAGCCAGCGAUGUACAAGAAGCGGCCAGAUACAAUCCCGAUUCGCAGAACAUUUAUCAUCUAUUUACCAGGUUAAACCCAACAGUGAGCCAGCCUAUGAUCAUUGGAAACAGCGGUUUUCUCGGCCUGACGAACUACAACUCUCGGAGACGCACCAUCAUACUUCUUCAUGGUUGGAACAGCGGGACCACUUCGGAUUUUAACACCGUGCUUAUACCAGCUUUCCUACAAGCCGAGGACCUGAACGUCAUCAUGGUGGAUUGGACGGCCGGAUCCAACACCAUCAACUACGCCGCUGCUGUUACCAACACCAAGACUGCAGGUGAAGGCAUAGCUCGCUUUAUCGACUGGCUAAACAGAGAGACCGGGGCCUCCGCGACCCACUACCAUAUCGUCGGGCACAGCCUCGGGGCCCACAUGGCGGGCAUCAUAGGCCGGAACAUGAAUGGCGCUCCGGCUUACCUGACAGCCUUGGAGCCCGCUCUCCCCGGCUUCAUCACAAACGAAGACAAGUUCCGCCCCGACGACGGUGCCUAUACCGAGGUUAUCCACACCAACGCUGGAAACCUGGGCUAUGUCAGCACCCUGGGCCAGGUGGACUUCUACCCCAACGGGGGAAAUAAUAUGGCUGGAUGUGACAGUAUGGCAUGCGAUCAUGCCAGGUCUUACUUCUACCUCGGCGAGUCCCUAACCUCUGGGGGCUUCACGGGCCGUCGUUGUGCCACCUACGUGGGUGCCAUGAGCGGCAACUGUCUGUUGUUUGGCAACCUGCAAAUGGGAGGACUCGUGCCGAAGACGGGGCGAUCAGGAAUCUUCUGGCUGGAGACCAAUGCUCAACCGCCAUUCUCCAGGGGCUAACUUAUUUACAUU
Messenger RNA from Cydia strobilella, 1034 nucleotides. Its product is annotated as pancreatic triacylglycerol lipase-like. The coding region runs from base 12 to 1022 and encodes 336 amino acids. The transcript has 8 exons. The record is from RefSeq and is a predicted model, not a curated record. Gene Ontology annotation, molecular function: lipase activity. Gene Ontology annotation, biological process: lipid catabolic process. Lineage: Eukaryota; Metazoa; Arthropoda; Insecta; Lepidoptera; Tortricidae.